AUUACUCCUUUAUUGUUGACAAUGCUGUGCCUAUUUGCUACACUCUUCCUCCUUUUACUGUCGUCUUGCCCGCUUUGACCUUGCUUCGUGGAAGAAUUUCUUUUUAAACCCCCUUCCAUCCUUAUUUUUCUUGCUACACUCACCUCCCUUCUACUCUUCGCUCUUCUCUUUCAAAAAGUCUCACCUUAGUUUCUUCUCACUUGAAAGCUUUUCUUCAAUUUCGCCAGAAGCAUGUCUGCCAGAAAGAACAGAGAACCUGCCAUGUAUACGUUAACAGCAGGGGCCGUAGCAGGAGCUGCUGAGGCCAUUAUAACCUAUCCCACAGAAUUCGUUAAAACUCAACUUCAACUUCAGGAUUGUGGUGUUGCAUCAGCUCGCAACGGUGGAGUAAAAUUCAAAGGACCUUUGGAUGUUCUGGUGAGGACAGUACAGACUCAAGGCAUCACUGGUAUCUAUCGAGGAUUAUCUGCAUUAGUUAUUGGGACAGCAGCGAAGGCUGGUGUUCGUUUCUUUGCAUUCGAUCAAUUCCGAGAGCGGCUCAAGGAUUCACAAGGCAGGGUCACAGGAGCACGGUCCGUUCUUGCUGGACUCGGCGCAGGAAUGACAGAGGCCAUUCUGGUAGUUACCCCUACAGAAACGAUAAAGACCAAACUGAUCCAUGAUGGGAACCUUCCUAGUCCUCAAUAUCGGGGCCUUAUUCAUGGUGUCAAAUGUAUUGUGCGGGCUGAAGGAUUUGGAGGAAUCUACCGCGGCGUAGUGCCUGUGAUGGCACGACAAGGAGCAAAUAGUGCAGUGCGCUUCGGUGUGUACUCAUAUUUGAGCGACCUUGCAAAGACUAGCCUAGGUAAUAAGGGACAGCUUCCUACAACGCAUGCGUUUGCAAUUGGAGCGGUAGCAGGUAUUGUUACUGUUUAUACAACUAUGCCGCUGGAUGUGAUCAAGACCAAGAUGCAAGGUUUGAGGGCGACGGAACUUUACGGUGGUGCAUUCGAUUGUGCUUGGAAGGUGCUCAAGAACGAAGGCGUCCUAGCGUUCUGGAAAGGUGCUACACCACGAUUGGCGCGAUUAUCAGUAGGUUGAGUUCAUUUCAUUUUGUAGCGUUGGAAGACAGAGCACAAAGGGAUGGUGACCCUGUCAAUUCUGCUCUAAUCUCAACAAGUGAUACAAAAGGAUAAAGUAUUGGACGGCUCUUUGCUAAAAUCUUACGGGAAAGAAAAAGUUUAACAAUCCUUUGUUUGAUAUCAUUUUUUUAUUUUGC
Messenger RNA from Lobosporangium transversale, 1258 nucleotides. Its product is annotated as mitochondrial carrier domain-containing protein. Gene Ontology annotation, biological process: mitochondrial citrate transmembrane transport. The transcript is spliced from 6 exons. The record is from RefSeq and is a predicted model, not a curated record. NCBI's taxonomy places the organism in Eukaryota, Fungi, Mortierellomycota, Mortierellomycetes, Mortierellales, Mortierellaceae. The coding region runs from base 232 to 1080 and encodes 282 amino acids.